AUGUCGACGACACGCAGGAGCCCUUUACUUUCUCCUCCUCGGGGUCCGGUACCUAGGCCCACAAACUGGGAUGACGAAGAUGAUGAUGAACUACCAGGGUCGCCGCUCGGGAAGUCGUGGCUCCGCUAUGUGCCACUUACCCUUGCCCUCACACUCAUGCUCGCGCCCCAUCCAUCUCUCCUCAUUGUGCUUGUCAACUAUCACCUACGUGUACUGCAUUCGCCCUCUCGCUUCCUGACACAUCUCCUGGUGACAUACACGCUCACAUUCUGCGCCGUCUCCUCUCUCAUUGUAAUACUCGCGCGGGACCCUGGCCCUGUUCCCUCUCCCAAAAGAUCCGAAGCUCCGGAUAGCGAAUCCAGCAGCAUGGACUUCGCGCAGGCCCUACUGGAUACUGAGGACGAUGAGCCGUUAAUACGAACCCAAGGCAAAUGGUGUCGAAAGUGCGUUGCCCCCAAGCCAGAGAGGUCACAUCAUUGUAGCUCUUGUGGGAGAUGCGUCUUGAAGAUGGAUCACCACUGCUAUUGGCUUGGGGACAAAUGCAUAGGCCACAGAAACUACUCCGCUUUCGUCCAUUUUCUCACAUGUGUCAGCUUGCUGUCAAUCUACAUCGCAUGUCUCUGCGUACAGGCAGUAUACUUUGCCUUCACGAACCCGCUAGCUAUAGACGAGAACACUCCACUUCAUGAUAUUUAUUUAGCAUUUUACGGCAUCAUCAUGACUCUUGUCAUCGGUUCAUUCUGGACCUAUCACCUGUACCUCACAACGACUAACCAAACAACAAUUGAGAAUAUUUCGCCGUACUUACUCCUACGCCACCUCCCCCCCCUCCCUCCACAAACUUCUACGCGGCAGAAGCUGUCAGACCCACCGCUGGAGCAUGAAUUGACAUACCCGCAGCGCCGCCUAGUGCGUGACGCUCAUUAUCAACUCAAGAUUUACGACGUCGGGUGGAAGAGAAACUGGGCGCAGGUGAUGGGGUGGAGUCGUCCACGGGGUUGGAUGUAUCGUCUUUGGCUGGGUGGAGGCGGGAAGGGUGAUGGACGAACGUUCCCGCAUAAUCCGCGAGCGGAGCCUUUACUGACACGGCUAGCUGCCGAGCUUGUGAGUAUAGACAAGAAUCAAUGA
Molecule: messenger RNA, 1128 nt
Organism: Postia placenta MAD-698-R-SB12
Lineage: Eukaryota; Fungi; Basidiomycota; Agaricomycetes; Polyporales; Adustoporiaceae
Exons: 7
Coding region: 1-1128 (375 amino acids)
Biological process (GO): protein targeting to membrane; peptidyl-L-cysteine S-palmitoylation
Cellular component (GO): endoplasmic reticulum; Golgi apparatus
Molecular function (GO): protein-cysteine S-palmitoyltransferase activity
Source: RefSeq, a predicted model, not a curated record